AUGUCCGAAUCACGGUUAUACACUUUCUCCCCGGAGACCAGAGAGAAACUGCGCAAGUUCCGCCUUACCACGUCUAGGGCCAAGGAAGCCCAGGCUAUCGUCUACAUCAUCGAUAAAGAGACACAGGAGAUCCGUCCCGAAGAUGGCGAAGUCUACACCAAGAUGGAGGAUCUCGCCGACGAGCUCCCCGAAUCCGCCCCCCGAUACAUUCUUCUCAGCCACCCUCUGACCACGAAAGACGGCCGUCUCUCUGUCCCUUACGUCUUGCUUUACUGGCUCCCCGUGAACUGCAACCCAUCGCAACGGAUGAUGUACGCCAGCGCAGUAGAGCUGAUGCGCAACUCCGCCGAAGUGAAUCGUGUCAUCGAAGUCCACGAAGAUGAGGAUAUCACCUCCAUCACUGAGAAGCUCGCUGGGUCCGACUAA
This is a messenger RNA of Penicillium atrosanguineum, 426 nucleotides long. RefSeq names its product GMF family protein. Gene Ontology annotation, cellular component: actin cortical patch. Gene Ontology annotation, biological process: negative regulation of Arp2/3 complex-mediated actin nucleation; actin filament debranching. Gene Ontology annotation, molecular function: actin binding; Arp2/3 complex binding. The record is from RefSeq and is a predicted model, not a curated record. The coding region runs from base 1 to 426 and encodes 141 amino acids. NCBI's taxonomy places the organism in Eukaryota, Fungi, Ascomycota, Eurotiomycetes, Eurotiales, Aspergillaceae. The transcript is spliced from 4 exons.